Molecule: messenger RNA, 1949 nt
Organism: Lepidothrix coronata (blue-crowned manakin)
Lineage: Eukaryota; Metazoa; Chordata; Aves; Passeriformes; Pipridae
Product: P2X purinoceptor 6-like
Exons: 10
Coding region: 101-1459 (452 amino acids)
Biological process (GO): response to ATP; monoatomic cation transmembrane transport
Cellular component (GO): plasma membrane; nuclear inner membrane
Molecular function (GO): extracellularly ATP-gated monoatomic cation channel activity; ATP binding; purinergic nucleotide receptor activity
Source: RefSeq, a predicted model, not a curated record
CCCACCCGCCGAGUCCUCAGUUCCUCGCGGGUGUCCGCGAACCCCGCACCCCGUGGCCUCUGUCCCCGCUCCGUGUCCGCCUUUCCCCCUCCGUGCCGCCAUGCCGGGCUCGCCCUGCGGGCUCCUGCUCGACUACAAGACGGCCAAGUUCUCCCUGACGCGAAACCGGCGGGUGGGGCUCCUGCACCGGCUGCUGCAGCUGAGCGCGCUGGGCUACCUGCUGGGGUGGGUGCUGCUGCUGCGGAAGGGGUACCAGGAGCGCGACGCGGCCCCGCGUGUCGCCGUGGUCACCAAGGUGAAGGGGGCGGCUCCCGCCGGGGCCGCGGGCCGGCGGCUCUGGGACGCGGCGGAUCUCACCUGGCCCCCGCAGGGAGAAAAUGUGCUUUUUCUGGUGACCAAUUUCAUUGCCACAGCCCAGCAGGCCCAGGGCACCUGUCCCGAGAGCCCCUCUGUCCUUGACGCGAUGUGCACAGAAGAUGCAGAUUGUCCCAUGGGAAACCCUGUGGUUCAUGGCAAUGGGAUAAAAACUGGGAAAUGUGUGAUAUUCAAUGCCACCCGUUCCACCUGUGAGAUCUAUGGCUGGUGUCCUGUGGAGAACAGUACCCUGCCCAGGAAACCUCUUCUGGCUGAGGCGGAGAAUUUCACUCUCUUUAUAAAAAACACUGUCCACUUCACCAAAUUUAACUUCUCCAAGUGCAACACUUUGCAAACCAGUGACCCCAGCUAUUUCAAGAGCUGCACAUAUGAUCCAGUCUUCAAUCCCUCCUGUCCUGUGUUCCGUGUACGUAACAUGGUGGAGGCAGCUGGAGAGCACUUCGGAGACCUCGCACUGCUGGGGGGGAGCAUUGGAGUUCUCAUCAAGUGGGACUGCAACCUUGACCACCCUGCUGCCCAGUGCCAGCCACAGUAUUUCUUCAGCCUGCAGGACACAAGGUACAAUUUCAGAACUGCCUCUUACUACUGGGGCUCCCAGCGGCAGCUCUACCGGAACCUACUGAAGCUUUACGGCCUCCGCUUCGACAUCUCCGUGCACGGCCAGGCUGGGAAGUUCAGCAUCAUUCCUACUGCCGUGAGCUUCGGCACAAGCAUUGCCUUCUUUGGUGCUGUGAGUACUCCAGACACGCUCUUUUCCUUCAAUCCAUGGCUUGGGAUUUGCCACUCAUCAGUUGUUUCCCUGCCUGCCUGGGCACAAGGCUUCCUGGGUGCCAGUCAGCGUGAACAGGAGAUGGUCUGGCAGGGUGUCAGCUCCCGUUUCCCUGUGACCAUUAGCAGUAAUGACAGCACUGGGAUCCUGAGCACUGUCAGGGUCAUGUCUCGUGGAGGCCAGGUGUUUGUGUGGGCCCUGGGAAGGAACAUCACUGGGAUGCUGCUGGCAGGGGAGAGCAGCUCCUCUCUCUGCUUCUCUCCUGACUCUAAAGUGACCUGGUGUCCUGUCACCAGAUGGGGCAGCUCCUCAUAGAGCCCUUACAUGGCUUGUCCUUUCCAGCAGGUAACUGGAAGGGAGCCUGAGGUCCCCCACCUACCCCCUCUUUCGUCCCUAACAUGCUCAUCCCAGUCCAUACACAGCUGUGAGGGCACUGGAAGAGCACUCCCUGUGUCCAUCCAUUGCAGCCCAGGUGAUCCUGUCUGACCUCCUGUGCAGCUCAUGGGAGCCUGCUGGGUCAGAGAGGAGCCAUUGGAGUUGGCAGGUGACCUGGCCGGAGGCAGGGCCGGCUCGCUGCCCUCAGCACUGGCCCACAGCCAGCUGCGGGACUCAGUGGGAGCCAGGGUGGAGGGCUAGACAUUCCAGCGGGAAGUUUCCCUGCGUACAGUCUUCAACAUCUGUCUGUCUCCAGGCUACAGUGGUCUGUGACCUAGUUCUGCUCUACCUGGAUGCAAAGGCUGACCUGUAUUGGAAGGAGAAGUUUGAGGAGGUAAGGGUGGGACCACAUGGGAGAGAGAAGGUUGGA